CGCUCCCAGCUGCGGCCAUCUGCUCGCGCGCCCCUCCGCUGCUCCCGAGGCAGCCCGGCGGCACGCAGAGCGCCAAGGGACAGUCGCCGCACGUUCGCCCCCGCGCCUCGCGCUUCCCCGGGCGCCCCCUGGCGCGCACUCCGCGAGACCCGCUGCGGUCCGGGCCGAACGCGGGUGGGCGGGCGCAGGCGCCGGCGAAAGAGGGCGUCCGGCGAAGUCAUGGCCGCGGGGGCGGUGGCGCGCAAGGGGGCGCCGGUGCUGGAAGCACCCCCGCAGCCCGAGCAGAUCUCUCACACAAAGCUCUCUGCCGAUGAUGCAUGGAAUCUGCAGCAGGAGAGGAUGACCAGGCUGCACCGGGGCCACGAGUCCAUGCACGUGGAGAUGAUCUUGAUCUUCCUCUGCGCCCUGGUGGUCGCCCAGAUAGUGCUGGUGCAGUGGAGACAGAGGCACAGCCGCUCCUACAACUUGGUGACCUUGUUGCAGAUGUGGGUCGUUCCUGUGUAUUUCACGAUCAAACUGUACUGGUGGCGUUUUCUGUCUCUAUGGGGACUGUUCUCGGUCAUCACCAGUUACAUCCUCUUCAGAGCUACCCGAAAACCGCUCUCGGGGAGAACCCCCCGAUUGGUCUACAAAUGGUUUCUUCUCAUCUACAAGCUCAGCUAUGCUUUUGGUGUUGUGGGUUAUUUGGCUAUCAUGUUCACAAUGUGUGGAUUCAAUUUAUUUUUCAAAAUCAAAGCUAGAGAUUCCAUGGACUUUGGCAUCGUGUCCCUGUUCUAUGGCCUCUACUAUGGAGUAAUGGGGAGAGACUUUGCUGAGAUCUGCUCCGAUUACAUGGCCUCCACUAUAGGGUUCUACAGCAUCAGUGGGAUGCCCACAAGGAGCUUGUCAGAUGAUACCUGUGCCGUCUGCGGGCAAAAGAUCAUUGUGGAGCUCGACGAGGAAGGACUCAUUGAAAACACCUACCAGCUGGCGUGUCAUCAUGUCUUUCAUGAAUUCUGCAUUCGAGGGUGGUGCAUCGUUGGGAAAAAGCAGACUUGCCCUUACUGCAAAGAGAAGGUUGAUUUGAAGAGGAUGAUCAGUAACCCCUGGGAGCGCACACAUUUUCUGUAUGGACAAAUCCUGGACUGGCUUCGUUAUUUAGUGGCCUGGCAACCUGUAGUGAUAGGAAAAGUUCAAGGCAUUAACUAUUCUCUGGGGCUGGAAUAGUGCAGCACACUCGGGCUGAAGCAAUGCCUCGCAUGGUUGAAGAUUUCUAAACCUUUGGUCUUGUAUUUAAUAUUGAUGUUCUUUUUUUAAUUUUAGAAUCCCUCAGGAGUUUGGAAAAUUAAGAUCUGGUAUCAUACUUGAAGCAAUCUGUGUGGAAAGAACUCAAUAAAGUGUGCUUUCUCCAUCUUUCCCGCUACAAUCGCUUUCUAACCACGCAUGUGAUACAUUCGUUACACCCGUUUUUGGCCAUUCUGCCUCCAAUAUGACCAAUAACGAUCUCAUCUGUAAAAGGUUUCAGAGGUUUGCAAAAUACACACAGAAUUUAGUUAAAACUGCUACCUGAUCCUUAAUCCAACACCCUCACAGUAGGGAGCGUUGUUAAGUAACCUAUGGUUUGGGACCAGCAUUGUGGCAUGGCAGGUAAAGCCACCUGACAGCAUCUCAUAUGGGCGCCAGUUCGAGUCCUGGCUGCUGCACUUCCCAUCCAGGUCCCUGCUAAUGGCCUGGGAAAGCAGCGGAGGAUGGCCCAAGUCCUUGGGCCCCUGCCACCCAUGUGGGAGACCCAGAUGAAGCUCCUGGCUCCUGGCCCAGCCCUGGCCAUUGCAGCCAUUUGGAUAGUGAACCAGCAAAUGGAAGAACUCUGUCUCUCUGCCUUUCAGAUUAAUUAAUUAUUUUAAAAACUUUUGUUUAGGGGGCUGGCACUGUAGCUCACUUGGUUAAUCCUCCACCUACAGCGC
This is a messenger RNA of Oryctolagus cuniculus (rabbit), 1943 nucleotides long. RefSeq names its product ring finger protein 175 (gene RNF175). Gene Ontology annotation, cellular component: endoplasmic reticulum membrane; Golgi membrane. The record is from RefSeq and is a predicted model, not a curated record. NCBI's taxonomy places the organism in Eukaryota, Metazoa, Chordata, Mammalia, Lagomorpha, Leporidae. Gene Ontology annotation, biological process: ERAD pathway. Gene Ontology annotation, molecular function: metal ion binding; ubiquitin protein ligase activity.